CCGGUCGCGUCACUUCUGGUUCUGUCCAAAAUGGCGCCUGUGUCUUCCAUCGGUCUGCUCCCUUUUGAGAAUAGCUGAGGAAAAGACUUCCUGAGGAGGCAGCGUGACGUCAGCUGCGCGACACGGUGACGUCACUUGCACGAAGAGAAAGGGGAGGGGUCGUGAGUUCUCGAAUUUUUUUUGACAUCUCGGUCCGUUAACAACAAAAGCCUAAGAAGGAAUGGAGCUGUACCGGAUUUGACAUGAGCGGUGAUUGAAGAGUCUGAAGAUUCCUUAGGAAAAUCAGAUGCUCUUGCUGUUGUGGGGCAGGAGAUUCUGAGAGAUGGAAGACGAGCAAGCACAUUAUGGCCGUAGACUGAGACGUACACUCCGUAGAAAGUAUGAUGAUGGCAUUUCAGAUGAGGAGAUUGAAGGCAAGAGAACAUUUGACUUGGAAGAUAAGUUGCGCAGCCCAAAGUACAACUCUAAAUUCAUCAUCUACAUGGAAGGCAAAGACUUCAACAUGCGAUACGUUCAAGAGGGUGGACUCAGGGACCCGCUGAUAUUUAAAAGCUCUGAAGGGCUUGGCAUCAGAAUGCCAGAUCCCACUUUCAGCGUGAAUGAUGUCAAGUUGUGUGUAGGAAGCAAACGAAUUGUGGAUGUUAUGGAUGUUGGCACUCAAAAGGGAAUAGAGAUGACCAUGGCACAAUGGGCAAAGUACUAUGAAAUCCCAGAAGAAGAGCGAGAGAAACUGUACAAUGUAAUAAGCCUUGAAUUCAGCCAUACCAAGUUGGAGAACUUGGUUCAAAGACCAGCCACAGUAGAUCAAAUAGACUGGGUUGACAACAUCUGGCCCAGACAUUUAAAAGAACGUCAGACUGAAUCCACAAACUCCAUUCAAGAGAUGCAGUACCCCAAAGUGCAGAAGUACUGUCUUAUGAGUGUAAAAGGCUGUUACACUGAUUUCCAUGUAGACUUUGGUGGUACAUCUGUAUGGUACCACAUCCUGCGAGGAGGCAAGGUCUUCUGGUUGAUACCACCAACAGACCAGAAUUUGGAAAUGUACGAGAAUUGGCUACUUUCUGGGAAACAAGGGGACAUCUUCCUAGGGGAUAGAGUAACAGACUGCCAGCGAGUUGAAUUAAAGCAAGGCUACACUUUUGUCAUCCCUUCUGGGUGGAUCCAUGCCGUGUACACUCCUCAGGAUACUCUAGUUUUUGGUGGGAACUUCCUACACAGUUUUAAUAUCCCAAUGCAACUGCGAAUCUAUAGCAUUGAGGAUAGAACACGGGUCCCUACAAAGUUCAGAUACCCAUUUUACUAUGAGAUGUGUUGGUAUGUGUUGGAGCGAUAUGUUUACUGCAUGACUAGGAAAUCUCAUCUUACCAAGGACUUCCAGAGGGAGUCACUGAGCAUAGAUUUGGAGCUGAAUGGUCGGAAAAGACCUGAAACGCCAUCAUCUUCUUCAUCUUCAUCAGAUUCUUCUUCCUCACCCACCUCCUCCUCAUCGGAGUAUGAUGACUCAUCCGAUCAAGACUGGGAGGAAGAAGAAGGUUUAAGUAAAAAAGAGAGAGAAAGAAGGAAAGCAGAGCGGGAGACACAGCGACGGAGAGAACGGGAGCGAAGACAGAGAGAACGAUCUUGGCAACGGCGUGAGGAGAGAUUACUUAUGUCUAGAAUUCCUGCCCUGCACGAGUCUCUUACACCACCAAUGUCUCUGCCCACUCCACCUUCACCUCCAAGUACGCCCCAUUGUUUGACAUGGUUUGAGAUUGAAGGUUUACAUUGCCUUGUCAAGAAGCUUGACUCUCUUCCUCCACACAAGAAGUGCCUCCCUGAUGGUAUUAAUGACCCAGAUGCUCUUAUUGCAGAUGUAACGAAGCUUCUGGAGGAACACGCGCAUGACCCACCUGAGCUUGCACUUACUGGAGUCCCUAUUGUUCAGUGGCCCAAGAGACAGCAGUAUAAAGUUCACCUCCGGCCCAAGAUCCAGUUCACCAAACCUCACACCAUGCGGCCUGCCGCCCGUCAUGCUACUUCAGCCACUCGGCCUGUGGCCACCAUCUCUCCUGGACAAACUGCCUCUUCUGGCGCAAGGAGGCGACGAGUAAGAUGCCGGAAAUGUCAGGCAUGUCUCCAAAGAGAGUGUGGGACUUGCCAUUACUGCAAAGACAUGAAGAAGUUUGGAGGUCCAGGCAGGAUGAAGCAGUCAUGCAUGCAAAGGCAGUGCCUUGCGCCCAGACUGCCCCACUCUGUCACCUGUGCCAUGUGUGGAGAGGUGGAUCAGACCAAUGAUUCCCAGGACUUUGAAAGGAAGCUCAUGGAGUGCUCGGUGUGCAAUGAGAUUGUCCAUCCCGGCUGCCUAGAGAUGGACGGUGAAGGCUUGCUGAGUGACGAGCUUCCCAACUACUGGGAAUGCCCCAAAUGUAACGAACAGAGGAAGCACACGAUGAGCACAGAUCAGGAAAAAGUCUUGCUGCACAAUAAACGAAAGGCUGUAGACAACUGUGAUCUGGACCCUCAUCUGUCAGCCAAAGUUUUGCGUCCCCCUCUUGGACAGAGUCCUCCAUCACCGCCACUUCUCCUCCUGCCCCCUUCCCCAUCCUCUGCCCCCCCAACACCACCAACAACCACACCACAGGCAACCCAUGUCAGCAGGGAAGAAAGAGCUAAGAGGCGACAGAUGACCCGGGAAAAAGAAAACCAUCCCAGUGGGCGCGAACAGUCAGAAGCUGAUCGUGUCUGGCAUCGGGGAUCCUACCUCACUGUUACCCUCCAGCGACCCCCAAAAGAGCUCAGUUCAUCUUCUAUUGUCCCGAAACUGCAAGCCAUCACACCAAAUCCCCGUCAUCCAAUUCGACCUCCUCCUUCUCAGCCACCAGAUGAGUAUGAAGAAGAUGAGGAUGAUGACGAAGAUGAGGAUUAUAAUACAGAGAAUGGACUCAUGCCUGGGCAGCGAAAAGAUGACCUAUCGAUGCAGAAAGAUGUGUGGCUGUCUGUCUUCCAGUACCUAACACGGAAAGACCUCUGCCUUUGUAUGAGAGUCUGCAAGGCAUGGUACAAGUGGGCUUGUGAUAAACGCCUUUGGUCCAGGAUUGAUAUGAGUCGCUGCAAGUCUCUGAUGCCACAGGCACUUAGUGGCAUAAUUAAAAGGCAGCCUGUACAGCUUGACCUUAGUUGGACAAAUGUAUCUAGAAAGCAGCUCACGUGGUUAGUUAACAGGUUGCCAGGGUUGAAAGAACUUUUCCUUGCUGGUUGUUCGUGGUCUGCUGUCUCUGCUCUCAGUAGUUCCAGUUGUCCUCUUCUAAAAACUCUGGAUUUACGCUGGGGUGUGGGAAUCAAAGAUUCACAGAUAAGAGAUCUGUUGACACCACUAACUGAGAAGUCAGGGCACGACUCUCGCAGCAAGCUCCGGUUCUUAACAGAUUUUCGUCUCUCUGGCCUGGAUAUCUCCGAUGUCACGAUCCGGCUCCUCAUACGGCAUUGUCCUCUUCUGUCUAAGCUCGACCUCAGCCACUGCCGUUUCCUGACUGAUCAGUCUGUCAACCUUCUUACAGCUGUAGGGUCAUCUACACGGGUUUCUCUUACUCACAUCCACUUAGCAGGUUGUAAAGAAGUAACUGAUGAGUCUUUUUCGUACUUGAUACGAGCCUCUAACCUGACUCUUAUCGAUCUUCGAGGCUGCAAACAAGUGACACGGGGAGCAUGUGAAGAGUUCAUCUCGGACAGAUCUGUGAGCACCUUGUACUGUCUCUCAGAUGACAAGCUUAUCCAAAGGAUCAGCUAGGACUGGGUGUGUGUUGGAGGUGUGAUGCAGAGGGAUGCCAUGAUGUUGGAGGAUGCACACUGUCAAUCACCACCUUCUCGUCAGGUCUGUCCAGCUCUGUCACCUUCCUCUCAUCCAGACUCGAGCAAUAAUUGGCAAUCUAAGAUACCGCCCUACUAUGCCUCUGGCUGAGCAAUCACUUGGUGCAAAGAAGUGGGCUAUAUCUGAAACGGGUAUUUAUACAGAGUUGGCAGCCUUGGUGGUGUCUGUGACUUCUAGGGCUGAAAUCAAGACCUCUAGGACUGGAUCUCCAAUGUCACAAAGAAAGACUUUUUUUUUUUUUUUUUUUUUGCCUCCUUAGUACAGGAUAGCUCUUCAUCAGACAAAUUUAAUGGAGAAGCUACUGAGGAGCGAGCGGGCAGCUCAGGUUUUUUCUUUUUGUUUGUUUCUGGUUUUGACCACCGUAUAAUAAAGUUUAUUUCUAUGGGCGCUUGGGGUAGAGUGUGUGAGUAGGAGAAUGGAUGGGCUACUUCUUGAUAAAUAGUAAGAGUUAAUAUUAUAUUUUUUUUUAUUUUUUAACUUAAGAUUUUGGUUUGUUGCUUUUUUCUUUUGUGCCCAGUCCCUCUCUCCAGAGAACAUAGAUGCAGAAGUGCACUCAACAAUGCAUUAGUUCCACACACACUGGGCAGCCAUUUUUGCAUAUAUACAAAAAUAUAUAUAAUUAUAUACAGAAGCUGGAGUAUGUGUACACAAGAAGCAUGUGUGCGCCGGAUGCUCCCUUUCCCAGCCCGGGACUAGAUUGUAUAAAAAAGAGCCUGGAUAAUAUUUUUCUCUGCGGGAGCAGCCUGCAUUACCUUUGUUUCUUUUGCAAUAAAAAAGAAUUAUAAAUGUG
Hyla sarda is the source of this 4637-nucleotide messenger RNA. RefSeq names its product lysine demethylase 2A (gene KDM2A). Gene Ontology annotation, molecular function: histone demethylase activity; transcription coregulator activity; DNA binding. NCBI's taxonomy places the organism in Eukaryota, Metazoa, Chordata, Amphibia, Anura, Hylidae. The transcript is spliced from 22 exons. The coding region runs from base 323 to 3766 and encodes 1147 amino acids. The record is from RefSeq and is a predicted model, not a curated record. Gene Ontology annotation, biological process: protein demethylation; regulation of transcription by RNA polymerase II.